Messenger RNA from Gossypium arboreum, 759 nucleotides. RefSeq names its product beta-amyrin 11-oxidase-like. Gene Ontology annotation, biological process: multicellular organism development; brassinosteroid biosynthetic process; brassinosteroid homeostasis. The record is from RefSeq and is a predicted model, not a curated record. Gene Ontology annotation, cellular component: endoplasmic reticulum. The transcript is spliced from 7 exons. Gene Ontology annotation, molecular function: iron ion binding; ent-kaurenoic acid monooxygenase activity; heme binding. Bases 1 to 759 code for a protein of 252 amino acids. Lineage: Eukaryota; Viridiplantae; Streptophyta; Magnoliopsida; Malvales; Malvaceae.
AUGGGUGCUGCCCUUUUUGAACUUUCUGAACCUUUCAUCCUCCCACUUUUGAUGGCAUUCUCUAUAAGCUCACUGGAUAUUACAAUAUUCACAAAGUCCUUCGUGGCACUUCUCACUAGUAUUAGGGCGGUGGAGCAGAGAGUGGGUGAAUGGUGGGUGGGGCUGACAGAGGUGAUGGGACAGAAGCGGCGGCAAAGGGGGGGAAAGCUAGGAUUUUGGGUUAUUGGUUGGGUCUUGGGUCUGAAAUGGGAUUUGGGUGUGGGUCUUGGUUUAUUGGGCAUAAUCGACUUUUUGGAGAAAGCUGAUUAUGAGGAUGGUAGACCAAUGAGCCAUGAACUCCUUGCUGUUUUAUUAAUCGGGCUCUUCAUUGCGGGUCGUGAAACUACAUCUCGAGCGGCUAUAUGGGCCACUAUCUAUCUCCAUAAUCAUCCCCAUCUGUUGCACAAGGCCAAGGAAGAGAAAGAGGAAAUCGUGAAAAGAAGACCUUCUUCCCAGAAAGGUUUAACCUUCACCGAAAUUAAACAAAUGAAAUAUCUAUCCAAGGAUUUUAUACCCAAAGCAGGGGCUUUUCUACCCUUUUCAACAGGAAGUAGUACCUGUCCUAGAGCUGAUCUGGCCAAACUUGAAGUCACCAUUUUCCUUCAUUAUUUCCUGCUCAACUAUAAGCUUGUACAACUUAAUCCAGGAGGUCCUGUUAAUUAUUUCCCUUCACUAGAUCCAGUUGACAACUGUCCUGCCAAAAUCAUUAAGAUCCGUUGA